AUGAAGAUAUUGGAGAAUUACAUCAUUGGGAGAUCUGCUUCCCCAUUAGAAGAUUUAGCAACCUUCAUUGAAGCAGUUUUCGAUGAUUGCCUUUUCACCAAGCUUGCGUGUUUCUCAUCAGAAGGAGCAAUAAACGAUGGAUCUUAUUCCCUUUUGAAAAACGCGCUUGGGUGUUUCCCAUUAGAAGAAGAAGCAAUCUUCGUUGAAGCUGCACUCGAUGAUUGCCUUUUCACCAAGCUUGCGUUUCUCUCAAUUAAAGAAGGAGCUGACUGA
Molecule: messenger RNA, 273 nt
Organism: Funneliformis caledonium
Lineage: Eukaryota; Fungi; Glomeromycota; Glomeromycetes; Glomerales; Glomeraceae
Source: the annotation of a GenBank genome assembly